Molecule: messenger RNA, 473 nt
Organism: Aspergillus neoniger CBS 115656
Lineage: Eukaryota; Fungi; Ascomycota; Eurotiomycetes; Eurotiales; Aspergillaceae
Exons: 1
Coding region: 207-446 (79 amino acids)
Source: RefSeq, a predicted model, not a curated record
AAAAAAAAAAACCAAAUUAACCACAAGGAGCGGGAGGAUGUGAAAGGAUGGCCAGGGAAAUAGACAAGAAAGAGAGAGGUGGAAGUGAAAGAAUCCUAGGGAAUUGGAGAAGGGAGAGAGAGAGAGAGAGAGAGAGUAAAUAGGAGUGUUUACUAGAAGAAAGAGAAGCUUGAAAGGUCCGAGAAUGGAAAUGGAAUUGGGAAGGAAUGAAUGAAUGCAUGCAGACAAACAGCAACACUUUUCCUUCCUGUUUGGGGUCUGCUAUUCAAGUAUCCGAAAAAGGCAAGUACCCUGAGUCACGUGGAUAUGUAUCAAUUCAGACGUUGUUUAGUAUCUCUGCCGUAUUGCCGUAUUGUUUGUACGGUUUGUAUGGUUUCACUAUCCACUCUGUAAGAUACGGGGGGUUGUUCGUGUCGGUAUUGAUUAUGACGAGACAGACGAGAUAGGGAGCUCAAUACUAUGCAACAUGACCU